AUGGACUACUCCAUGUCUUCAAGCGAUGCUUCGAGCUCGCGAUCUUCUAGAUCAUCUGCUGCUACAAAUGACCCCGUUCUUCGCAACACGUUGCGUUACACCAUCUCAGCACACGAAUAUGCUGCUCUGCAUAAAUACAUCAUUUCACGAUCGCGUGUGCUUCGUCGAUCGACGCCGACACCGAAUCGCGUGGAAAAGGCGCUGAAACCACCGAAAGGAGGGGAUGAUUAUAAUGCUAGGACGAUUCGUCAUGCGCUGAGGGUGUUCGUUAUGACGUUUUUGGGUAUGAAGGGUUGGGAUGCUGUUGCGAAGAGGAUGGGCAAGGAAGAAGUUAAUGCGAGUGGGCAAAAGAAACCCUUUUACAAGUCUCCAGCUCUGAGACUGUCUAUUUCUCUUUCUACUAUUCUUCUCCUCUACAGGAUUCUUUUUAGAUUCUUUACGCGACUGCGCUUCCAUCUACUCGAUCCCCAAGUCCAGCCCUUCCGUUCGCGCAACCCACGAACUGCAGCGAUGCUGACAUCACCUUCUGCGCCAGCCAUCGGCGCAUCUUUCGCUGGUCUCGCUUUGGGUAUCUUCCCAGCUCAGAAGAUGCGAGUAACCAUCGCUAUCUACACCAUUUUCCGUGCGUUGGAAUUCGCAUACAACUUUUGCGAAGCCGACGGUCUUAUCUGGGGUAGCAAGAACGGCGUCAAGAGGGAAAGACCUUGGUGGUUUGGAAGUUGGAUGCUUCAACCUCUUGCUUUCGGACAACUUUUCCACGCUGCUGUUUUCGAUCGGGAUUGUUUCCCUAAGCCAUUUGGGGAUUUGAUCUUUAACAGCUCGUCGGGUUAUUUGCAAUCGCGUCCUCAGGAUUGGGCAUCUAGUCUUAAAUGGCCUCAGACUUCGGAGAUUGUUGAUAGCUUGGCUCAAAUGGCGCGUCUCAGCUGGCCGGCUUAUGUUUCUCCUACCUUGUUCCCUGGAAAGGAAGUUCUUCCUCCUAGUUUGAGUGCAAUUUCGCCUUUGACUUCUCGAGCGCAUCCGCUUAUUACUUCUCUGUCAUGCGCAACACUACACCCGGGAGACCCUUCAUGUGCUCGAACCUACCUGACAUUCUGGCUUCAAUCUUUCCCCCCAUUUGCUCGUUUCUUCGUCGCUGUCUUUUCUGCACUUACUGUCAUCCCUAAAUUUUCCGCUCUUUACCAUAACCCCCUUGCGACUCUGCAACGCAUCAUCACCAAGGCCUUGCGCAUGUCAACUUUCGCAACCGGUGCUCUCUCUACAGCCUGGGCUUCGAUCUGCUUCUUCCAGCAAUGGCUUCCUCGUCAUGUUCUUGCAACACAGCGAGUGUUCCUCGGUGGUUUCUUCGCUGGUCUCUGGGCUUUCGUUGAGCGCAAGAACGGCCGAGGUCUCUUCUUGUACAGCGCCCGUACUAGCGUCGACAGCCUCUGGAAGGUUGGUGUUAAGCGACGAUGGUGGAAGAGCAUGAAGGGUGGUGACGUCUGGGUCUUUAUGCUAGCUCUUAUGGUCACUGGUGUUGUCUACGAGAAGGAUGCGCAGGCAAUCCGUGAGACUAACUGGCGAAAGGGUGUUAGUUGGCUCCAGGGCCAGGGUUUUAAGGAUUGGGGUGCUGAAGAGGAUGAGGAGGAAGAGGAUAGGGAUAAGCGGGAGUAA
Fusarium venenatum is the source of this 1650-nucleotide messenger RNA. RefSeq lists its product as uncharacterized. NCBI's taxonomy places the organism in Eukaryota, Fungi, Ascomycota, Sordariomycetes, Hypocreales, Nectriaceae. The record is from RefSeq and is a predicted model, not a curated record.